Messenger RNA from Melanotaenia boesemani (Boeseman's rainbowfish), 1011 nucleotides. RefSeq names its product ependymin related 1 (gene epdr1). Gene Ontology annotation, cellular component: lysosome; extracellular region. The record is from RefSeq and is a predicted model, not a curated record. Gene Ontology annotation, biological process: cell-matrix adhesion. The coding region runs from base 88 to 726 and encodes 212 amino acids. Gene Ontology annotation, molecular function: calcium ion binding. The transcript is spliced from 3 exons. NCBI's taxonomy places the organism in Eukaryota, Metazoa, Chordata, Actinopteri, Atheriniformes, Melanotaeniidae.
ACCUCUUUGCGUCUGACUUGUCAGCAGCAGGUGUAGCUCCGCCAUCCUCAACAAUUGGACCAGUUAACGGUACUCCGUCUGCACACAAUGCACCGACUCCUGCUCGUGCUUCUGACCGCCACCGGGGCGUCUCUGUUCGGCCUCCCGCAGCUGGAGGACUCCCCUGCGGCCGAGCCCUGCAUCGCCCCGCUGCAAUGGGAGGGCAAGUGGGUGCAGUACGACCACAGCACCGGCAGAAACAGCCGGGCCGCGGUCUCCUACGACGGCCUGAACCAGAGGAUCCGAGUCCUGCAGCAGCACAAGAAACACACCCCAUGUCAGAGGUUUUUCGAGUACAUCUACUUGUAUCAGAGCAUGGUAAUGUUCCAGAUUGACCAGAAGACCAAAGAAUGCUCAAAGAUUGCGCUGACCGAGGUUUGGGACCCAUUCGACAUCCCGGACAACUCCACCUUCGAGGACCAGUACUUAAUCGGCGGCCCCGGGGACAACGUGGAGGUCCAGGAGUGGUCGGACAGGAAGCCGGCACGCCAGCAUGAGACCUGGGUGGGUGUUUACACCAUGAAAGACUGCUAUCCGGUUCAAGAGACCUACACCAGUAACAGCAGUGUCACCACCUCCACUCGUUUCCUAAGCCUGCAGCUGGGCAUCAGCGACCCCAACAUCUUCACCCCACCGACCACCUGUCAAUCAGCCCGACCUGAGAGGAUGCUCGAGUCUGACUGCUGAGGCCUUACCAGAUCUCACAGACCUUAGAUACUUCAGCAUUUUAUAUCCAACUCUCUUAUUACCUCAUUCACUAACAAACACUAAGAGCAAGCAAGAAGCUGAUUUUCACAGCAAAAGAAGAAGUGCUUCUAUAAAAGCAUCACUACCACAAUGACAGAAUACUCCACUACAAGUAAAAGUACUUGUCAGCAGCAUGUACCAAAAUUAAAUUAAUGAUAAUUAACUAAAUUGUCCAUUGACUUAGAUACAACCACCACACUGUGUAAUAAAGCUCAAUCAAUGGUU